AUGCUUUCCUCAAUGGUGGUGCCCUCAAACUCAAUCUAUGCCGGUCUAAACUCCAUUAUAUCUGGCAGUCCUUCUCCUACUAUUGAAAAUGAACCAUUUAUACCAGAAGACGUUGAAAACGAUCUCGACGGUGAAACAGAGACUCUGCCCAAUCUGUCACUUCAUGAUCUUUCUAGUGAAGAUUUAGAUAGCCACAAUCCAACAGCUUCCAAGUGGCGAGAUACAAUUACUGGUGCAUCUAAAGGAGUCACAGACAAAACUGAUGCUGAUUAUCAGCGUCUUAUCAAGCAAUGUAUCAAGUUUCUGAUUAGCAAGAACAUGAUUAAAAAACGUGAAGAUUUUGCUUGUUGCAAUCCACCCGACGAUGCACCUUUUUUCAUUGCGGCAUGGAUUAUGGACAAAUGCGAUGAUAUUUAUCUUGAUGGAACUUUAAAGCCAACACAUGUUGUCCGUGAUUCCUAUGUACAUGGCCAAAAGAUGAGAGCGUCUAUGACAUAUCUUUUUGGACGUGAACUUGGUUUAGGCUCAGAUAGGUGGAGAAGAAAUGAGCUUACGGGUAAAAUGAUAGGAAAUCCAUCAGUAUCCGACACCGUAGCAACAUACAUGAUGAGUUUGCGUGCUCGGAAGAUUCGAAAUGGUGAAACACCAACAAGUGCACGCGCAAUCACCUCAGCUACUCUAAAAGCUCUUUAUGAUGAAAAUCAUAAAUCCGAAAACUAUGAUAUCAAACCCUAUGCUCCAGGGUCUAGAAAAGAACAAGAUAGCAACCAUUGGGGAGGAGGAUUAGCCCGACGCGCUCUUGAGGCAAUUUAUACAAUUGCUUUUCUCUGUCUACUCCGAUCAGAUGAGGUAUUGAAAAUCCGACGUGAACAUAUUGUUUAUCAGAUGAAUCCACCUGGACUGGUUCUUACACUACCAUUUCGCAAAACACAUCAGCAUGGCGGAAUUAAGCCAUUUUAUCUGCGGUUACUAGCAGAAAAUGAGGCUCAUCUUUGUCCUGUUCGUGCAAUGGCAAAUUGGCUUGAUGCAAGCGAGAUUACCGAUGGCUACAUUUUUCGAAAGAUUGCAUCUGGGGAUAGGCCAUCGGCUGAUAACAUACCCAUGACAUCAGAGCAAUUUCUUGAGCUGUUCCGAAACAAUCUUCUUGAUAUUGGCGUUGAUCCAAUACCAUAUGGAACACACUCUUUCCGUCGUGGUGGUUGCCAAUACCUUUCAUCAGAAAGACGUUGGUCUAUUCGCACUAUUUGUGAAUGGGGUGGAUGGAGUACUGAAUUUUCUAAUCUCACUAUUUCAAGUGCUUUAUGUGUGGACGAACAUGUCACUGUGCAUAGUAAAAUUAUAUAUAAUUGA
Messenger RNA from Psilocybe cubensis, 1350 nucleotides. RefSeq lists its product as uncharacterized. Gene Ontology annotation, molecular function: DNA binding. NCBI's taxonomy places the organism in Eukaryota, Fungi, Basidiomycota, Agaricomycetes, Agaricales, Agrocybaceae. The record is from RefSeq and is a predicted model, not a curated record. Bases 1 to 1350 code for a protein of 449 amino acids. Gene Ontology annotation, biological process: DNA recombination; DNA integration. The transcript has 7 exons.